CAAAAACCACUGAUAAACUGUUUAUUGUACAAUUUUGUCAUUUUGCCAAACGCUUCACAAGGCAGGAUGGUGUCGUUCCGAUCCGCUUCUCAUCGGUAUUUUCCGCCCUUCUCCGUUGGUACUUCGAUCAUUUCCGCCCACUGUCGCCAUCUGCUUUCUCGUCCUUCUCCAAUCUCCGUGUUGUUGUUCCCGGUGACGCGGCGGAGGUGUAGCCUGACGCGGGCUCUUACGUGUCGGCCAGAAUAAAAGUGGAGCUCCGGAGGCCCGGGAGUGACGAAGGGAGUCUGUAUCGCUCAGCCAAUGAAGAUGGAGUCAGCAGCAGAGGCUCAGCAGGGGGCGGAGACUGCUGUGACUGAGACCGACAACCAGCAGAUCACCCCGGCACAGAUCGCCACCUUGGCACAGGUAACCAUGACAACAGGUCAUGCGUCAGCGACAGGUCCCACGGUAACGCUGGUACAGCUUCCCAAUGGACAGACGGUUCAGGUCCAUGGUGUCAUCCAGGCUGCACAGCCGUCUGUCAUCCAGUCCCCACAGGUCCAGGCUGUACAGAUCUCCACCAUAGCAGAGAGUGAGGAUUCACAGGAGUCAGUAGACAGUGUGACUGACUCUCAGAAACGCAGGGAGAUUCUGUCACGACGCCCCUCAUACAGGAAAAUCCUCAACGACCUUUCAUCCGACGCACCAGCCGUCCCUCGUAUCGAGGAGGAAAAGGCUGAGGAGGAUUCAUCCGCUGCUGCCGCCACGCCCUCCAUCACCACUGUUACUGUCCCCACACCCAUUUACCAGACCAGCAGCGGCCAAUACAUUGCAAUCACACAGGGCGGAGCCAUCCAGCUGGCUAACAACGGUACAGACGGAGUCCAGGGCCUCCAGACUCUGACCAUGACCAAUGCGGCAGCAGCUGCUCAGCCCGGAGCCACCAUCCUCCAGUACGCACAGACCAGUGAUGGACAGCAGAUACUGGUUCCCAGUAACCAGGUGGUAGUUCAAGCUGCCUCAGGUGACGUCCAGGCCUAUCAGAUCCGAGCAGCCCCCACCAGCACCAUCGCCCCUGGGGUGGUCAUGGCCUCAUCCCCCGCCCUCCCCACCCAGGGCGCCACUGAGGAAGUGACUCGCAAAAGGGAGGUCCGCCUCAUGAAGAACAGAGAGGCAGCCCGUGAAUGUCGCAGGAAGAAGAAGGAGUAUGUUAAGUGUCUGGAGAACCGAGUGGCCGUCCUGGAGAACCAAAACAAGACUCUAAUUGAAGAACUCAAAGCCCUUAAAGACCUUUACUGCCAUAAAUCUGAGUAAUUCCUGUCCUGAACACCAAGCCGGGCCAAGUAGCAUUUCAGUCCCUUCAAACACUUUGACUGUUUGACUCUGCCUGCCUGGCCUUCCAGUUUGCACACAGCUGGCUCUUUUUGAUGAAGUCGCCCUGAUCCAGUUCUGUUUAUACUACCUUCUCUCCAAUAGACUGUCAGUAUGAAUUUGAAAUGCACAGUUCUUCAUUAUCAGUACACUACAAACACUAGUGUGUACUGUCUUCCAGGUCUGAUGACAGACAUUGGCUAAGUGCUAACUGAAACGUUGUAGUCUAAAAACACUAGCUACGGUCCUGUGCAACAUCAUUCAGAUGGUAAAAUCAGCUGCAUGUUUGACAACAACAUGUGGCUUCACCUACAUCUGCCUGUGGGUCAGUAAUUAAUAAUCCAGUAAUUGAGAGUCUGCAUCUUAUUGCCAUAGUUUUGGUUACUUCACACAUAAAUUAACAUAACAUUGCACUCAUCACCAUUAUUGUAGAGAUUGUGGACAGAAGUGCUUCACUGAAAACCGUGUGACAACAGAGUCUAAUGAGACAGAGGAAAUAUUAGCCUUAAACCUUCUUUCAACAACAAAACCUUUUGUCUUCAUGGCCUUGUUCAGUUGGACGUUUCACUUUUACUUAAUUUUUGCAACAAAUUAAUAAACUUCCAUAAUGGUUUUAUUGGGAUUCUACAGUAACUUUUAAUGCUACCUCUGUUUAGACCUCCAAAUAAGUGUCUUUAUAGUUGCUGUCUGAGGCUCAUAUUUCAUUAGUCUCCUUGGAUUCCAAUGGUGCAUUCAUGUUCACUAUGCAAGCGACAAGUUGUCCUUGAGGCAUCGCCGUUGUUGCUAUGGUUACCUUCAGUUUAAUCUACCUUGUGCAAUGAUUUAGAAUGAUUAAAGGUGUCAUGAUACAUGAUUGUACGGACAGCCAACCAGACAUUCAUAUUUUUCGUUGUCAUGGUAUAACUUUGCAUUCAACGGUGGUGAGUUCAGUGUUACACAGCACACAGCCACAACUAUGACAGCAAGACUCAGCUUUGCUUUUAAUACGACUGAAAUUGAAUACAUUGAAAAGGCAGCGACUGUAUUUGAUAUUUUUGCCUGCUUUAUGCUACAUUUUACAGUAUGUUCUGUCUAUACUUUAUCCUAAAUCAAGUCGUACAACAGUUGAGACUCAGAUAUUACUGUAUCAGGCAAGCUCAGUCAGUUGCAGUUAAAGACUUUGAAUCACUACUUGAUCCAUAUCCUGAUGUAAACCGACUUUUCACAAAUAUGGCCAUUUGCAUAGUGGACUCUUCAACCAACUGGGCACAAAAAAAAAUUUUCUAAAUGUUUUUAAAGAUGCUACCAACUGCCUACGGAGGGACUGUGUACAGUAUGUCAGCAGACAGUGGACCAACACAGUCCAAUCUGUUAAAAAAUGGAUGAAUUGUACACGGUUUUCAAUUCACUCAUUUAGUUUUUCUGCUUCUACUCAACACAUGGUUGUCAGAUCUGCUAUAAAAAUAAGAUUAUUAGCAGGCUGAGGCACAAAUCUCAAAAAACAUUGUUGGUUUUAUAACCUGGGCUCUCAUUUUUUAUAGUUUUUUCCUAUUGAUUAUGGUAACAUUUUAUUCACUAACUUAACUACUGAGGUCUGUGGAUGUAAAAAAAAAGAAAAUCCAGGAGGGCAGCAACACAAGCAGCCAUAUUAUCUAAAUUAAAUUAUUUGUGCAUUAUAUAUUACACAACCUGUAUGUUGUGGGUGAGGGGGGGGGGGACUUUGCAGAACUCCAUCCAGGUUUAACUUGCUGCAGAUAUGCACACAAGUAGUUUUUUAAAGCGAAGCACAAUUUUAACAGACAUCCAGAUGUUUUCACUUUCAUGGUUUAGAUAAUUUGGUGAAACUGGUGGUUUGUAUAAAACUAAUUGCUGGUGUUGCUGGUUGUGUCCACAGAUAUCAGCAGUUCACCGAGUGAUUAAAAUGUUGUCUGUGUUAUGCCUAAAAGGGUCAUUGGAUCUGGGUUGUACAGAAAAAAUUGUUGAGUAAUUCUAACACUAAAGACCGAGAUGUUCUUCAAACCCAACUACAGUUAAAUUUGAGGUCAAACAUCAUCUCAUGUUGCCACAGUAAAAAAAAAAAGACAGUAUGUUGUCAAAGAAAUAACCACCAUGAUCAAAGUUGUCAUUUUUCCAUGAAAUUUCAUUUAUCAGUGUUUUACAAUAUUGCAGUCUGUCUUAACAUUGUGGACGUGUGGUAACUGGUGGUAGAAUAUGGAGUGGAAAAAUGUGAGCUAGCGUGAGUUUAACACUAAUAAUCCAUGUUCUUUUGAAAAGACGUGACUCUGUGGGACUGUGCUUGGUUUUGGAGAAGAUACAGUACAUGUAUGUAUUAGUCUGUUUAUUUUUUAUAUUACUGUACAUAGACUCUACAGCAUGUGUAGACAUCAUGUAUUUCUUGUUUAUUUGAUAUGAAAAAAAAAAUGUUCUUAUGGCUUGUAUGAAACCAAGUUUGAAUAUUUGUAACAUACAUCAAUGUAUAAUAGAAGACAAUGUAUGUGUGUAUUCAUGUGAUCCAGCAGGCCUACCACAAUCAUGGCAGCUAAGUGUACGACAAGAGGCCUUUGUUGGAGAUGUAAUACUUUGGAGUGCUGUACUCUGUUUAGAAUGGAAAGUGUUUGUUUGUGGAGAAGAGUGAGUCUGUUUGAGAGCAGCUGGGGUCCACAGCAUCUAUCAGUUAUUAUUAUUUAACUAUUUAGUUUAUUCCAAAACGGCUGAAAAAUAGAUUGUGCCACCGAUGCAGCCAACCAUCGGUGGUUUCAGAGUCAGCUACAGAUGUUUUUCAGUUUUUUAUCUUGUAGACCUGAGCAUCAAAUGAAAGCACAAUAUAACUUUCAACUGGAGCCCUUUUUAUAUUUGUUUUAUUGUAUUUUAACUGUUUACGGUACUUUUUUUUAUUGGUUCCAUGAGUAAGAUACAUGUCAGUGAAUCCUCAACUCAAUUAUCUGUUCAUUUCAACUGGAAAAUCUAACCUGAAUCCUCCCUAAACAAAAUUUUUUUUGAUAUUUUUGUUGUAAAAGAUACACUGUGAUUUUGUCAUGGUAACUCCAAAUCCCUAAGCUUUCCUCCAGCUCAACCUGAGAUAUAUCCAGGUUACUUCAUUCUUGAUGUUAGAAAUAGUACUUAUAGCAAAACACUCUUUACUCAAGGUCCACUUACUAGCUUUUUCCAGAGCUUUCAACCGUCAUCACCUGACCAAAGUAUGGAACUUAAGUUACGUGAUAACAGUUGUUUGUUUGUAACGUUGUCCAAAGAUGGUCUUUGGUUUGUUUGGCUGAAAGCUCUGGAAGCUAGUAAAUGGACCUUGAGUUAUGAUUAUAUUGUCUGAAAUUCAAUUUCUGUGGUUGACAAAUACAUUUCAGUGGCUGAGUCAAGAGCUGAGAGGAAAUGUGAGGGGUUUGGAGACACUAAUGGUGGUGCUAACAAUCAGAGUGGGUUUCUUAAAGUGACUGUUCAUUCUAGAUGUGAUUUUUAGCCCUGUAAACAUCUUUCCAGAAACAACUGAGAUUGUUUAAAGAUGUGUUCUGUUUCUUUCUUAUUACUUUUAGAAGACAUCAGUACAUGGUAGCUCUGCUGGUUUUAUGUUUUGUUUACAGAUGUUUGAUAUUGUACAGUAUACAUACUGUAUGUAUUUGUAAAGUGUGCAGGACUAAACGGUUGAUAUGGUUGAACAGGCUUAAGAAAUUGCACCUCAUACGUUAGACAGCUUUGAAUUAAUGGUCUCAUAUUGACCCACAACACAUUAACAUGUACUGUACAUGUCAUCCCUGAUUUGCUGUCCUCUUACUGUGUGCUUCAGAGACAUCUGUAGAAAGGUAACAGAGGAGAGGAAACAGUAAAUCUGACAGAAUCACUACUUGGGAAUAACUGAGUAAUCAGGGGUUGAAGAAUGUUUGUAGGGCUGAGUAGCACUCAAAACUUUUACAUACCGGUGCCAUUAUGAUACCCAAGUUAUCAAAAUGAAAACUAUUUAGUAUUUUUUUUGGGGGGGGGGGGGGUUUCCACCUCUUGUAACUUACACAUACUGUACUGGUGCUGAAAAAAGUAAUUUAUGUUGAUUUGAUAUAGUGAGCUCAACUAUGUGAUGUGAUUACACGAUAUCUUACCAACAAUACCAACAGUGUUUUCAUCUCUGUGCCAGAAUAGUUUAUACCCACAGGCCUCAUUCGUGCAUGAACCAGAUUGAUAUUCAUGUGUGUAAAAAAAUACAUAUAGAAUUUCUAGGACAAUAAUAACCUUUUUCUAACUUUUCAUGUGAUGAGUUUCUAUAUUGCCACUUUUACAAGUUAUCAAUUUAAGAUGCCAUGUAUUGUAUCUUGUAUCUAGUAUCUUGUAGAGACAAGGUCACCAUAUGAUGCGUUAUAUACUGUUUGUUUCAACUUUGUCAUCAUAUAAAACAAAACCAGCUCAUUAAUUGGAAGUGCUGUAACUCUGACAUUACAUCACUCUUUUGUAAACACUUGCUAUGUCAAAAUAAACUGCUCUUGAAGAUUU
Thunnus maccoyii (southern bluefin tuna) is the source of this 5820-nucleotide messenger RNA. It is a transcript of the gene creb1b, whose product is annotated as cAMP responsive element binding protein 1b. Gene Ontology annotation, molecular function: DNA-binding transcription factor activity, RNA polymerase II-specific; cAMP response element binding; protein binding. The record is from RefSeq and is a predicted model, not a curated record. Gene Ontology annotation, biological process: regulation of transcription by RNA polymerase II. Gene Ontology annotation, cellular component: nucleus; ATF4-CREB1 transcription factor complex. The transcript has 8 exons. The coding region runs from base 301 to 1293 and encodes 330 amino acids. NCBI's taxonomy places the organism in Eukaryota, Metazoa, Chordata, Actinopteri, Scombriformes, Scombridae.